Chroicocephalus ridibundus (black-headed gull) is the source of this 13954-nucleotide messenger RNA. It is a transcript of the gene ARFGEF3, whose product is annotated as ARFGEF family member 3. Gene Ontology annotation, biological process: regulation of ARF protein signal transduction. Gene Ontology annotation, molecular function: guanyl-nucleotide exchange factor activity. Lineage: Eukaryota; Metazoa; Chordata; Aves; Charadriiformes; Laridae. The transcript is spliced from 35 exons. The record is from RefSeq and is a predicted model, not a curated record. The coding region runs from base 255 to 6878 and encodes 2207 amino acids.
AGAGGAGGAGGAGGGACUCCGCAGCGGCAACAACUGACGUGUCCCCGCCAUGGAGCUCGGCGUGAUUCAUCAGCGGCGGCGGGGCGAUCGCGGGGUGCCGCGCAGUGUCCCCGCGUAGGCACGGCUGCGGCGGGGGCAGCCCCGGCACCUUUCUGCCGCCCUCACCGCUCUCCUCCUUCUCUUCCUCCUCCUCUUCUUCCUCGCUGCCCGCUCCUCUGCCCCCGCGGCUACGCCAGCAUCCCGCGGGAAGCAAGAUGGAAGAAAUCCUGCGAAAGCUGCAGAAGGAGGCGUCGGGGAGCAAGCACAGGGCCAUCAAGGAGAGCUGCACCUGGGCUAUCGAAACCUUGGAUUCUCCUGAUGCUACUAUUAAGAUACCUCCAUAUCAGCUAAGGGAGAAGUGUCUCCUUCCUCUCCAACUGGCUCUGGAAUCAAAGAGCACGAAGCUGGCCCAACAGGCUCUAGCAGGGAUGCAGAAGCUGCUGUCUGAUGAGAGGUUUGUAUCCGUGGAAACAGACUCAGAUGAGAAACAGUUGCUUAAUCAGAUGCUGAAUGCCGUCAAAGUGACUCCUUCGCUCAAUGAAGACCUGCAGGUUGAAGUGAUGAAGGUCUUGCUCUGUAUAACUUACACAUCCACAUUUGAGCUGAAUGGGAGUUCAGUGUUGAAGAUUGCUGAGGUUUGCAUUGAGACAUAUGUAUCUAGCUGUCACCAGCGGAGCAUUAACACCGCUGUGCGGGCAACCCUCAGCCAAAUGUUGAGUGACUUGACUUUACAGUUACGACAAAAGCAAGAAAAUAUGACAAUUGAAAACCAUGACGCCUUGCAGAAAUUCAAGAAUCAAGGUACUUCAGCUGAGUCUCUUUGUGAUGAUGUUGUAUCUGUCCUCACUGUGCUCUGUGAGAAGCUCCAGGCUGUCAUAAAUGACAAUCGACAACUUCAGCUUCUUUACUUGGAGUGCAUCCUCUCCAUGUUAAACAGCUCCUCUCCCAGCAUGCACCAGCACAAAGGAUUCACUGAUCUCAUAUGGAAGCAACUGUGUCCAGCCCUAGUAGUAAUCCUGGGAAAUCCAAUCCAUGACAAAACUAUCACCUCUGCCCACAGCAGCAUCUGCCUUGAGGCUGAUUCACCUUCUUCAGGGAUCUCUGAUCAUGGCCGGGGUUCAGGUUGUUCCUCCACAGCACCUGCCCUUAGUGGGCCCGUUGCACGGACCAUAUAUUAUAUUGCAGCAGAACUGGUUCGACUGGUGGGGUCAGUGGAAUCCAUGAAGCCUGUGCUGCAGUCUCUCUAUCACCGGAUAUUGCUUUACCCACCACCUCAGCACCGAGUAGAAGCCAUCAAAAUUAUGAAAGAGAUACUUGGCAGUCCUCGGCGGCUUUGUGAUUUGGCAGGGCCCUGCUCUUCUGAGUCAGAAUCCAGGAAGAGGUCUAUUUCUAAAAGGAAGUCCCAUCUGGAUCUUCUCAAGCUUAUCAUGGAUGGGAUGACAGAAGCAUGCAUCAAAGGUGGUAUUGAAGCAUGUUAUGCUUCAGUGUCCUGCGUCUUUGCCCUGCUUGGAGCGUUAGAUGAGCUGAGCCAAGGGAGGGGUCUUAGUGAAGAGCAGAUCCAGCUGCUGCUCCGGCGCUUAGAAGAAUUGAAAGAUGGGACUGAGACGAGCAGGGACUCCAUGGAGAUCAAUGAUGCCGACUUUAGGUGGCAGAGGCGCAUCCUGUCCUCAGAAAAUCCUGCCUGGGAAUCAGGAAAUGAGAAGAGUCCUGAUAUUAGCAUUAGUGUUACCACAGACACUGGUCAGACCACUUUGGAAGGGGAUAUGGGACAGACAACUCCAGAGGAUAAUCCAGAAAGUCAAAAAAACUCACUGCCAUCUCCAGCUGGACAUGAAAGCAAAGAGAUUCAUUACAGAGAACCAGAGUCAGAAACCAUUGACCAGCCAGAUGUUGUUCAGAGAAGCCACACCAUAGUCUAUCCAGAUAUAACUAAUUUCUUAUCAGUUGAUUGCAAGACCCGGUCCUAUGGAUCCAGAUAUAGUGAAAGUAACUUCAGUGUAGAUGACCAGGACCUUUCUAGAACUGAGUUCGAUUCAUGCGAUCAGUAUUCUAUGGCAGCAGAGAAGGACUCGGGCAGGUCAGAUGUCUCGGACAUAGGCUCUGACAAUUGCUCCCUGGCUGAUGAGGAGCAGACACCACGGGAUUGUCCAGGUCACAGGUCCUUACGUACUGCUGCUCUCUCUUUGAAAUUGCUGAAAAACCAAGAAGCAGACCAGCACAGUGCACGGCUGUUUAUCCAGUCACUUGAAGUUCUUCUACCUCGGCUUAUAGCUCUUCCCAGCAUAGAGGAGGUGGAUGGAGCACUGCAGAGCUUUUCUUCAACCUUCUGCUCAGUUACUCACCUUAUCCACGCCCCCAAAGUGACGACAGUGGAAAGUCCGAGAAGGCAGCAGCACAGAGCUUUCAAACCCUCACGAGGUAUGAUGCACUCACCAGGAUUUGAGGGAAACCUAAAUUUCAGCUUCCAGACUCUGAUGAACGCAGACAGUCUCUACAUGGUCUCACAUUACACUCUGCUGCUCAACCUAAAAUUGGCCAACUCUGAUUACUACAGAAAGAAGCCUGCCCAAGCCCCUGUGUUGCUGAAGGAGUUCAUGAAGCAGGUCCAGUCCAGCGGAGUGUUGAUGGUAUUUUCCCAGGCCUGGGUUGAAGAACUGUACCACCAGGUACUAGAAAGGAACAUGCUGGGGGAAGCUGGAUACUGGGGAAGCCCUGAAGAGCACAGCCUUCCACUUAUCACCAUGCUGACUGACAUCGAUGGCUUGGGAAGCAGUGCAAUUGGUGGCCAAUUGAUGGCAUCAGCUUCAGCUCAAUCUCCACUUUCCCAAAACCGGAAGACAGACGAUUCUGUUGUUGCAGGAGUUGCUUUUGCCCGAUACCUUUUAAUCGGCUGUUGGAAGAACUUGAUUGACACUUUGUCCACACCACUGACUGGCCGCAUGGCAGGCAGCUCCAAGGGGCUGGCCUUCAUCUUGGGAGCAGAAGGAGCCAAGGAGCAGAACCAAAAGGAGAAAGACUCCAUCUGUGUGAGCCUGGAUGGACUGAGGAGGGCAGCCCGGCUGAGCUGUGCUCUAGGAGUUGCUGCUAACUGUGCGUCUGCUCUUGCACAAAUGGCUGCUGCCUCCUGUGUCCAGGAAGAGAAAGAAGAAAAAGAAAUCCAAGAGGCCAGUGAUACUAUAGCUCAAGUGAAACAGAAAGUGGAGCAGAAACUGGAGCAGAUGGGGAAAGUGCAGGGAGUCUGCCUGCACACUGCUCAUGUUUUGUGUAUGGAUGCAGUCCUUAACGUGGGCCUGGAGAUGGGAAGCCACAACCAGGACUGUUGGCCUCAUGUGUUCAGGGUGUGUGAGUACAUCGGCACACUGGAGCACACCCACUUCAGCGACGGUGCUUCCCAGCCCUCCCUUACCAUCACCCAGUCACAGCAGGCACAUGGAGGGCUGCACCCAGACUCUGAGCCUGGGGAGUCUCCCCAGGCACUGACCCCUGAGCAGGAGGCCACCCUCAGCAGCAAUCCUGUCAUUCAGCCAGUUUCUAUCCAGGAACUCAUCAAGGAGAGCAGUAAGGGCAGAGCUUUCGACUUCCGUGGAGGCAGCCUGCUGUGUGGGACCAAUGCUGCCAAGGCUGUUCUCACACUCUCGACGCAAGCUGACAGGCUCUUUGAAGAUGCCGCUGACAAGUUAAACUUGAUGGCGCUGGCAGGUUUCCUUUACCAGCUCAAGAAGGCUUCUCAGGCCCAGCUUUUCCAUUCGGUCACAGAUACAGUUGAUUACUCCCUAGCAAUGCCAGGUGAAGUAAAAUCUACCCAGGACAGGAGAAGUGCACUUCACUUGUUCCGACUUGGUGAUGCCAUGCUCAGAAUUGUAAGGAGUAAAUCUCGCCCAUUGCUCCACCUCAUGCGCUGCUGGAGCCUGGUGGCACCUCACCUUGUAGAGGCUGCCUGUCAUAAGGAGAGACACGUGUCCCGGAAGGCUGUCUCCUUCAUCCAUGACAUCCUCACUGAAGUGCUGAUGGACUGGAAUGAGCCUUCUCAUUUUCAUUUUAAUGAGGCGCUUUUCCGCCCCUUUGAGCGUAUCAUGCAACUAGAGCUGUGUGAUGAGGAUGUCCAAGACCAGGUGGUCACCUCUAUAGGAGAGUUGGUGGAAAUGUGUUCUACCCAGAUCCAGUCAGGAUGGAGACCCCUGUUCAGUGCCCUGGAAACAGUUCACAGCAGCAGCAAGUCAGAGGUUAAAGAGUACCUUGUAGGAGAAUACUCUAUGGGGAAACGCCAAGCUCCGGUGUUUGAUGUCUUUGAAGCAUUUCUAAACACAGACAGCAUCCAGGUCUUUGCCAAUGCUGCCACCAGUUAUAUUAUGUGCCUUAUGAAGUUUGUCAAAGGACUGGGGGAAGUAGAUUGUAAGGAGAUGGGUGACUGUGUGCCAGGAUCAGGAUCUGCAUCUACAGACUUGUGCCUUCCCGCGCUUGAUUACCUCAGGAGAUGUUCUCAGUUGUUAGCCAAAAUCUAUAAAAUGCCCUUGAAACCCAUCUUCCUCAGUGGCCGGCUGGUUAACUUGCCCCGAAGAGUGCAGGAACAGUCAGCCAGCAGCGAGGAUGGUAUUGAGUGCAUCCUUUCCGACUUUGAUGAUGACACUGGUCUUAUCAAUGUGUGGAUUAUUCUGCUGGAAGAAUUAACAACUGCCAUAUCCAACUGUCCCCGCCAGCACCAGCCUCCGACUUUGGAUCUGCUCUUUGAAUUGCUGAGGGACGUUGCCAAGACACCUGGCCCAGGAUUUGGCAUUUAUGCAGUUGUACAUCUUCUUCUUCCCACGAUGUCUCUUUGGCUCCAUCGCAGCCACGGUGACCAUUCUUACUGGGAUGUGGCAUCUGCUAAUUUCAAGCAUGCCAUCGGCCUUUCCUGUGAACUCGUAGUGGAGCACAUUCAAAAUUUCAUACACUCAGAUAUUGGUUAUGAAAAUAUGAUCAAUACUAUGCUGAAAGAUCUUUUCAAGUUGCUGGUAGCCUGUGUAGCAGAGCCAACAGAAAUUAUUUCCAGAGUUGGCUGCUCUUGUAUCAGGUACGUGUUAGUGACAGCAGGGCCUGUUUUCACUGAAGAGAUGUGGAGGCUUGCGUGUUGUGCCUUGCAGGAUGCGUUCUCUGCCACUCUGGAGCCAGUAAAGAACCUGUUGGGCUAUUUCCACAGUGGUUCUGAAAGCUUUAGUGGAGACGCCUGUGAAGUGAAGGUGGCAGCCCCCUCCCUCUCGCCAAGUGCUGAAGCUGAAUACUGGAGAAUCAGAGCCAUGGCACAACAGGUCUUCAUGCUGGAGACUCAGUGCUCCCCAAAGACCCCUAGCAACAAGGAAGGAUUUGAACAUGCCCAGUCGUGUGUGCUCAUCAUUGACCUGCCACCAGAUAAGAAACCAAAUGGGCAUACCCAGAGAAGUAUUCCUUUUAGGACAAUAGUGGUGAGCUUGCUGUCCCACCAAGUACUGCUCCAGAAUUUAUACGACAUCUUACUGGAAGAAUUUGUGAAAGGCCCUUCUAACUUGGAGGAGAAAAUGACAAUACAAGUACCAGAAAACAAGUUGGCUGGUUUUCUCAGGUACAUCUCCAUGCAAAACUUGGCUGUCAUCUUUGACUUACUGCUGGACUCCUACAGAACAGCCAGAGAGUUUGACACCAGACCGGGGUUGAAGUGUUUGCUGAAAAAAGUGUCUGGCAUUGGUGGAGCUGCCAACUUGUAUCGCCAGUCAGCAAUGAGCUUCAACAUCUACUUCCAUGCUUUGAUUUGUGCAAUCCUGACAAACCAGGAGAACAUCACUGCAGAGCAAGUGAAGAAGAUCCUCUUUGAAGAUGAUGAGAGAAGCACAGACUCAUCACAGCAGUGUUCUUCAGAAGAUGAAGACAUUUUUGAAGAAACUGCCCAGGUCAGUCCCCCACGAGGGAAGGAGAAGAGACAGUGGAGGGCUCGAAUACCAUCUCUGAGUGUACAGCCUGUCAGCAAUGCAGACUGGGGAUGGCUCAUCAAGCGGCUUCAUAAGCUCUGUAUGGAACUGUGCAACAACUAUAUCCAGAUGCAUCUGGACCUGGAGAAUAACGUAGAGGAGCCUCCAGUGUUCAGAGGCGACCCUUUCUUCAUUUUACCAUCCUUUUACUCGGAAACCUCUACCCCAUCGACUGGAGGGCAAUCGGGAAAGGACACACCAUCAGAAGAUGACCGGAGUCAAAUCAGGGACCAACUGGGAGACAGCCUGACACCCCGAGGAGAGAGUGGAGAAAUGCUGCUGCUACCCCCACCCCUAAGUCCUAAAUCAGAGAAAAAAGAGCAAACCAGGAAAAAAGAAUGGUGGGAGAGUGCUGGCAACAAGAUCUACACCAUAGCCACUGACAAAACUAUCUCCAAGCUCAUGACAGAAUACAAGAAAAGAAAACAGCAACAGUCCAUGACAUCCUUCACCAAAGAGGUCAAAGUGGAAAAGAAAGGGGAGCUCCUGGGUUCAAGAGGGCCAGACUCACCCAUACUCCAAAGGCCACAACAUCUUAUAGAUCAAGGUCAAAUGAGGCAUUCGUUCAGUGCUGGUCCAGAGAUCUUGAGACAAGAGAAGAGACCACGCUCCGGAUCCACAGUCAGCUCCCUGAAUAUAUCUGUUAGGGAUGCUGAGGCCCAGAUACAGGCAUGGACCAACAUGGUGCUGACAGUUCUCAACCAGAUUCAGGCCCUGCCAGACCAAACAUUCACAGCCCUGCAGCCAGCAGUGUUCCCCUGUAUCAGCCAGCUGACUUGCCACGUGACAGACAUCCGCGUCCGCCAGGCAGUACGGGAGUGGCUGGGAAGAGUGGGCCGAGUUUACGAUAUCAUCAUUUAAAACCUAGCUGUGCUCUGUUGCGAAGGGGAGAAGACAUCCAAGGUAUACAGCAAAGAAGUAUUUGAGGUUCAUUAAUUGCCUAUUUGUUGGUGAUAAAUUAAGAAACAAUGAGCUUGUUGAUGUAUAUCCUGUGUCCACUUCAGACUGUGUGUCCCUCCCUCACACUAGCAAAGGAGGCAAAGCAUGAGGGUGUCCAGGGGGGUCUGGCGCCAGAGUCCAGAAACUGCCAGUAAAUCAGGGUGGUACCUGAAGGGGUGAUACAUUUCAGUAGCCUUCAUUUUAAUUCCAAUUUGCAACAGUGGGAGCCACAGUAAAUUCCAGCAGAACUUCCACGCUUGCAAUUAGCUGUGAAUACAGCUGUCACCUGGAUGUCAAACCAGGCCAGUAAGCCUAUGUAACUUCAAAAAAAUAAAUAAAUAAAAGUCAAGAAGAAGGUGGGGCUAUAGGACAAGUGAAAAGGGGACAGUUGUUUAGGGUAAAUUUUUUCCCUUCUGAAAUUAGCAUGAGAGAGGAAAGCCAAAUAAAGAUUAUUGUAGUAACUACAUGCCUCACUCACUAGAGAAAGUGGAAAUUUAUUUUGCUCUGAGAAGAGCCUUUGAAGUCUGGUCACGUUUGGGGUAGCUAAUAAGUGACUAUUAAAGUAUCCCAGGUCUAAAACUGGUGAAGCAAGCACAGACUAUUCAUCCUUUCAUUGCUCUUGUGGAGUAUUGCUUGAAGAGACAUGGCACUCUCAUGCUGCCCUCUCUACACCACUACCCUGGCUGCCUCUUCACCUAUGCCUACAGCUGAGCAUUUUUCCAGGUGUCUAAUUCCCCCUACGGGCAACAGGGAAGUUUGUUUUGCUGUUUCCUGUGAAGCUGAGCAGAAGACGCACCACAGAGCAAAUACCAGCAUGUGCCAGUAUCCAACAUUCAAGUAACAGAGUAGAGAUAAAGUGUUCCAGUUUAAGCAACACCACAGCUAAGUUAGCUUAUGCUUCUACUGGAAAUUUAUACGUUUGCUUAUAUAGAGCUGCUGUAGCCAGGAACACCCUUAUCGCCAUUGUUAAACUUAGCUUAUCACUCCACAUUGAGCUGAAUCAAGAUGGAAAAUAGUCUGAAAGGAUGGUACGUUUCCUGGUUCUCUCCCAUUUCUUGUCUGCUGCUGUAAACAGAAGGGGACAAAUCCUCAUGGAGGUACAUCCCCCUCUGUGCAGCACUCCUACAGCACUACUACAAUUUGCUGAUAUUAUUAAGGCGGGGAGAAGGGGAAGGAUCGACUAUUGUAUUGUCAAACACAUAUGCGAUGCUGUUCACACGAGACACAGCAAAGGGUUACCUUGCUGCACAAGUUAUGUCACAACCCCUGGGACAUUCCAUCUCCUGCUCCCAUACUGCAUAAUUUGAUGAUUAGAAGUUGAAAUAAUUUGUUGAAACUAAGUUGAUUUUAAUCUUGGGUGACCCCUUAAUGAUGUUCUCCCAAGGCUUUUAAAAUGUGCACACCAACUAAAUAUACAGCUUCAGUCCCUGCUCCAAAGCAGCCUCAAAAUGGCAUCUCUUUCUAUCAAUCAGGCUUGGAUUUUGCACAACUAACUGCUUUUAGCAUCUUAAAUAUAGAAAACCAGAGGAAGCCAGGAGGCUGCACUGAACAGCCAUCACCCAAGCUGAUAUAUUCACAGAGUCUGCCACUAUCAUCCUGCUUUUUCCCUCCAUUGCCAACUUCCCAUUUGUCAUCUGCUGGACUCGUGCAGGGCACAUUUGUCCCUUAACUUUCCGUAGUGUCAGUCAUGCUGUUUACCUUUCUUUCAAAGCGUCCCUUUGCUAAGUUAUUUCACGUAAAAAUUCCUUAAAAACAACUUUCUUACCACCUCCAUUGAUUUUAAAAAUGAGUAAUUUAGCACUUUUAUCAAUUGUCAAUUUUCCCCCAACAAUUCUAAUACUUCCUUGGGGACAGCUGAGAUUAGCCCUUGGUAUAUGGGAGAGUAGUGGCAUGGUUUGAUUUCUGUUGCCAAGUCUUUCUUACACAUCUUUAGGUAGAGUAAAAGGGUGGUUAUAUUUUUCUUAAAGUUUUUAUUGGGCAUCUAUGCAGAACUGCUUUUAAAGCAGUACAUUAAUUAGCCAACGACAGAAAUCAGAAUAAUAAACUGUAUGCAAAACUCUGUUAGUUUUUAUUAUACACAUGCAUUGAAUGGGUGCAGAUCCUUGUUGUACUAAUUUAGUUUUAACUAAAGCAAAUCCCUAAGUUAUGUUGGAGAAGUAAAAUUGAUAGCAAUACCAAUGGAAUCACUCAGGACUCCAGAAGAGGGCCUAGUAUCUAAGCAACGCUGUGGUUACGUGUUGUGGUUGCAAUACAAAUAUCCUUCUGUAAAACAGAAAGAAAAGCUCUAGAAGUGACAAUGUUCCUCCACCACCCUCCUCAAGCCCAUGAACACAGCAUAGCCUAGUGUUAUUUGAUUAGCCACCAUCUUGACCCAAAAAUAUCAUUUCAUUUCAACUUUUUACACUACAAAUACCAUACUGGAAACAAGCAGGAGUAAAUUUGCUAUAUUGCUGUUGCCCUAUUUUAAACUUUGCCAUCCAAAUUAUGCACUAAGUGCCCACUGUCACCUUCAGUGCCUCUACUCAUUAACAACCUUCCAUAAAAGGUUAUGAGUAACUUUAAGUGAUUCCAGAAAUGUAAUUUAAAAGGACGUAAAGUCUGCUGCUUCAAAGUUUAGCAUGUGCUGCUCUUCCUUUUCCUUACAUAUAAAAUGGUAAGGAAGUGAGGAGAGCAUCCCACAGCCACUUCAGGAACCAUUAAGCUGAGCUGCAGAAGCUUUUUGAUGCAACUCCAAAAUAUAAAUAAAUAAAAAAUUGACUUGGUUCAUCACAUACUCAGCUAUUUUUUGUGCUAGUUUAGCCAUAGACAUCAGGAAGCCCCAAGGAAGUACAACUCUAAACAUGUAAAGUCACCAUUUCAUAGACGCCUGCAGUCUGUUUCAUGCAUACUUUGGGCUUAUGGCUGCUAGUAUGCUACCUUCAGGCCUCAUAAAGCAAGCUUUUAGCUCAAAGGAGGAGUCUGCCAGAACAGUCCCCGGAAAAGGAUACUGGCACCAGCCUGUCCUAAGCCUCAGAAGACUUCUGAACUCUGAACACCCCCAAUCAUGCCCAGCUGUACCACACCACAGCAGCUUUUCCACUUUCCACUUGUGAGCAAGGAAACAACUCAGUCAGUAGCACAAAGUAGCCCUCGUAGCCACACGUGCAAGUCUUUCUCACAUUACCCAUUCAAAUCCUUACUUACAGCCCCAUAACAUAAUGCAUGAGAUCACAGUGGCAUAUUACCAGCUUUGCUGUUGAAUCAGAACAUUUGAGCCUUGAAAAACCAGAGUCUCUGUAUCAUAGCCUGCGUUUGCUCUGGUUAAUGAACACAUUAUUCUCUUUUCUUGCACUUACUUUUCUGUCACAUAGAUUUCUACAGGAGUUGGGUUUGAUUUUUAUUGAACUGGCCAGUUAUUUUUAAAAAUGACUGGCUGGUAAUUUUUAUGUAACUGAACUGCUUAAAAAAAAAAAAAAAAGUGGGGGUUUGGUGGUUUGGCAUCCUUCUCAGGUACCAGAGCUGCACCCCUCCGCCUUUGCCUAGUUCCCACUACCCUCCUCAGGGGCACCACAGCAAUCAGAGGCACGUUUUCACAUCACAUCUCAUCAUCUUUUACCUUUAGGCACACGGAAUAGCUCAUCACUCUGCAAAACAGCAUCCUCACCUGGAAAGUGCUACUUUUCCUGUGUAACAGGAGCAGGGUUUGACUCCAAUUGAUACGGUCACAGGCCAGCGCAUAUAUUUGUACUUUAUUCUGUAGUGUGAAUAUAUGCAGAUAUAUGGAACAAUUGAUACGUUUAUGUACGGAUUCCUGUAGCUCCAGUCACUGUCAUACUCUGAGCAUUCUACAUAUUUACAGAGCGACAUCCCCAUUGGUAGUAUGUUUAUCAUGCUCUCUGAUUAUUCCUGUCACAUCAGCAAUGGUUAAUGCAGUUUUUCUGGUAACUUCCUCCACAGUAGUCUCAGUCUGAGUGUUCAGCAGCCAUAGCACUACCACCACUAUCUCUUGGUUACCAUGCUUUCAUACACAUUUAAUACUCUGUUAGGGAUCAACACUCACGUGAGAAUAACUGACUUAAUUUAGCAUCUAGAAAGAAUUAUUAGGGAAAGAUUUACAGAGACCUGUGCAAAACUUUCCUUGGAAAACUCCAAGCACAGGCAACACAGCUGCUGCCUCAUCACAGAUAAAAAAACUCAUGUCCUCUGUACUAUAGCUGGCUCAUGUUGAGGCCAAGCAGAGUUUACAUUCAUGAUUUGUAAGGUACUUUGCCGUUCGAUUUGAGCUUCACGUUUUUUUCAAAACCAAACCUUCCUGUAAAAUUCACUGACAAAUCUUCACCUGCCAAAGACAGAACCCCCCACCUCUAAAUACCGUGUAUUCCCAUAUGCAAUCUCCAUCUGCACUUGAUACAGUAGUACUAUAGUAGUACUUGAUAUAGUACUACUGCUAUAGUAAUAUUGAUAUAGUUGUUAUCUCCAGUGCAGAGCUUGGUGCAGCACCGGUAUGAAACCGGGUGGCAAAGGAGUCAGCAAGUAGAGCAGUCCAGCUGUGUGUGCUGCCUGCACUUUGUACCUCUCUUCACAGCUUGGGCCCACACUCAAAGUGCCUAAGCUGUUGAAAUCAAUGCGACUUACAUACCUGCAUAUCUUUAAUACUCAGGGCUCAGUCCUUGAAUCCUUCAAUCCCUUCAUACAGGUUCAUAAAUUCUCAGGAAAGGGGAAGUUCUGUACAGUUCCUGAUGUCGCCUUCUCUGCUGCUGUCCUCUACACACCUCCUGCUUGAAAAAUCCACAAGAACCAGCACAUACUUCCAUGCAUCCCAGUGCCCCAAAACUAGAACCUUCACUUUUGCACAGAUCCAGUUUUAACACGUAGACCGUAGCAAGCCAAAAUAAUUUAUUUGCACCUAGCUCAUCCGUGCAAAAGCUUAUUCAGAAAUUGAGCAUGUCAUUUGGCUAUUUUCACCUUUAGCGAUCCAUUCUAGAAAUGCCACUACUCAGUGUUAAACUGGUUUUAAUUCAGAAAAAAAAAAGUUAGGUCCUUUCUUCCCUUGCCCUUGCUUUUGUGGGGUUGUGCUAAGAUUAUGCUCAGGCAAGCUACUUACUCAUUACUCUGGUUAUAGUCAUUUCUGUGAAGAUCUAUGUACAGUGCUAAUCAUGGCACGACACAAAAUAUGGUUAUUUUUUUCAAUUUCUGAUCAUUCCACAAUUGUUUGAAGAAAUAACACAAUGCCAUAAAUUAAAAAAAAAAAAAAAGUUUCUCUUUAAUUCUUUUUUUAGUAUAAAAGGACCAAGUUAUCGUAACACGGAAGCACAAAUGUUAGAUUUUAUGCAAGGUAGAUAACAGUAUCCAUCAGCUAGAGAUCCCUCUUCACUGAGCCUCCCUAUUUUGAGCAGAGCUUCUAUAGGGAUAUGACCGAAGGGUCUCGUAGCAGCCCUCACCAGCAACUCACCUGGGACUCCAGGAAGUUGUACAGCUGCAAGGAAGAAGUCGUAGCUCCUCUUUCUCCUGUUUCCGCUAAUUCCCCUCAGAAUGUAUACUUUAUAUGUGACACUAACUGUAUCAUAUCAUGCCAAAAACCCCAGCUUCGGCCAAGGGUGGAGUGCUGGCUAUUAAAAAAGAAAAAAAUAAAAAAGCAUAUGGUGUAAGUAUGCAUCAGUCUUUCACUUAGUGCUCAGAGGUCUCCAAAGAACUCCUAAGAACUAAAUGCCAGAGGGAAGAAGAAAUGCCCUAGUUCUGUGGAUGUCAGUGGAGCUACACUGUGUAAUCCUGGAUUAAUGCAAUAAUGAGCUCACCUGUGGGAGCAGAUUCCUCAAAUUCUCUUUAUUUUUGGAAAAUUCGCCAGUUGAGGUUUGCGUAGUCUCCACUGCCACGCUGAAUCAGGGAACAAAAUUUACGGAGGGCAUGUUCUGUUAAGAAACAUGGCAACAGGAUCUAAUUCAAUCCCACAACAUCCCACUUUUCAAAAUGUAGUUGGGUACUUACAUAAAUUUCAUCUAAAUAUCAUGGAGCAGCAGAGCCCUAUUUCCUGCUCACGCAUUUGGUUCAUCAGGGCUGCGGUGAGGUGCCGCCAUGCUUCCACAAGAAGGAAGCUGAAACGAGAGCGCUGAGCUAGCAGAGAGGCACAGGGACACGGGUUCAAGCAAGGGACAAAUAUCCCCUCCCCAAGCAGGCUGUGGCUCCUGAGCCCCCAGCUCUGCAGAGGGAAGCAGGAUUCGAUACCAAAGGGAGAACAGCCAGGAAGGGCAGAGCCCUGUACUGCAGGCUGUUUGCUGGAGCAGGUGGGAGCAAGAGAUCGAGAAGUAUGCAAUGACAGCAGUGAGCACCUUCUUUCAGUUCCCCCCACUUUCUCUUCUCUCACCGCCCCCCCCAACCCGCCCCCUCCUCUUUUUGUCAUUUGUGAGACUGCAGACAUACUUCCAUGGGCCCUUUGACCAGAACUGAAAACUGGAAGCAAGCCAAAGGGAGUGGACACUCUGUUUUGCCAAAGAUCUAAUCCUUUCCUGCCAAAAAAUUAAAAAAAAAAAAAUAAAAUCAAAUUUUAUUUCCAUGAUGAUGGCUGCCAUAGGAAGCAUUUUACCACAAAACACCAUUCCCAGGACUUCAUCUCUCUAGCUGUAUAUUCAGAAGGAGCCACUAAUGGUUUUUAAGAGAGGAUUGUAAAUCGCUUUGUCAAGCGAGUGCUUACGUUGAGUUCACCUUCUGUCGAGUUCACACCUAGCUGCAAUUCCCCGGUCUCAGCCAUGUUUCCUUCCUCUACCUUCCUGCUCUUCUUCAGAAAAACACCUCCCCGUGUCUGCCGCGUCCCGUUGUGCUGCUAGCUUUGUUUGGUCCUUGGGUGUCCAGUGGUCAGGCAGUCACUGUCGACUGGCUUGCAAAUUGUAUUUUGUGUAUAUUUUAUUCUGACUGAAUUCUGAAAUGGAAAUAUUUUAAAACAAAAGUUAUAAACUAUUUAUGUUGCUUGUGUUGUAGAAUAAAGAAGCAAAUGCAAAAUAAAUUAUGCUCUGAUUUUGUCUGAA